Ixodes scapularis (black-legged tick) is the source of this 861-nucleotide messenger RNA. Its product is annotated as elongation of very long chain fatty acids protein AAEL008004-like. Gene Ontology annotation, biological process: fatty acid elongation, polyunsaturated fatty acid; sphingolipid biosynthetic process; fatty acid elongation, monounsaturated fatty acid. Gene Ontology annotation, molecular function: fatty acid elongase activity. NCBI's taxonomy places the organism in Eukaryota, Metazoa, Arthropoda, Arachnida, Ixodida, Ixodidae. Bases 1 to 861 code for a protein of 286 amino acids. The record is from RefSeq and is a predicted model, not a curated record. The transcript has a single exon. Gene Ontology annotation, cellular component: endoplasmic reticulum membrane.
AUGAUUAACGUCAACAUGAAUCCAAUCACAUUUCUGAACGAGAUACACAAAAGAGGGGAUCCAAGGACAAGGGACUACCCUCUGGUCGUCAACCCCUUCUUCGUCUUCCCCCUGAUUCUAGGCUACCUGUACUUCGUCAAGGUGGCCGGUCCACGAUGGAUGAAGAACAGGGAACCCUUCGAGAUCACAAACAUCGUCCGCUUUUACAACCUCUGCAUGGUCGCUGUCAACGCCAGGUUUCUCUACGUCCUUCUGAAAAUGACCUACCUUCCAGGAGGACGGUACAGCCUCUGGUGUCAGGGAAUAACAGGAUAUAUGGACGAAGAGUUAACAAAGUACUACAAAAACGGAUGGUUUUUCGUCGCGGUCCGGUACGUUGACUUCCUGGAUACCGUUUUCUUCGUCCUCCGCAAGAAGUUCAGACAAAUCACGCACUUGCACGUCAUCCACCACACCAUCGUGGCGGCAAACGUCUGGUUCUUUGCCUUGUUCGUUCCAGAAGGACACCCCGCUUUUGCACUGGCCAUUAACGUGUUUGUGCAUAUCAUCAUGUACUCUUACUACUUCCUCGCUACCUUGGGUCCCGGAGUGCAGAAGUACCUCUGGUGGAAGAAGUACCUCACCACGUUGCAGAUCACUCAAUUUGUUCUUACCAUACUCCACAUGUCUAUCCCUUUGUUCGUUAACUGUGGGUUCCCCAGACACCUUAUCCUCCUUGGAAACGCGCAGACGUUCCUGAUAUUGUGUUUAUUUGUUAACUUUUAUAUACACGCGUACAAUCGAAAGAGUCCUUCAAAACGCGUUAAAAGUAGCACCGCGGAAAAUCUUCAGCAGAAUGGUGCAAACAAAAAGAACGCUUAG